Molecule: messenger RNA, 1616 nt
Organism: Onthophagus taurus
Lineage: Eukaryota; Metazoa; Arthropoda; Insecta; Coleoptera; Scarabaeidae
Gene: pelo
Product: pelota mRNA surveillance and ribosome rescue factor
Biological process (GO): nuclear-transcribed mRNA catabolic process, no-go decay; ribosome disassembly; nonfunctional rRNA decay
Cellular component (GO): cytoplasm
Source: RefSeq, a predicted model, not a curated record
GGGCUGUCAAAAAGCGUGUGUAAGUGACACAGCUCGCCGUCAAAUAAUAAUAAAUUUAAAGACCGGAGAUGAUUUUGGAACGUUUCGCGUGGUUUUCUUUCGAUGAAAUGAAUAAAACAUUACAAAAAUGAAAUUGGUUUACAAAGAAUUGGAUAAGGAUGGCGAGGGGACAGUGUGUCUUAUCCCGGAAGAAUCAGAAGACAUAUGGCAUGCUUACAAUCUUAUAUCAGAAGGGGAUUCAGUUCGUGGUUCUACAAUACGAAAAGUCCAAACGGAAUCCUCAACAGGUUCAUCAACAUCAAAUCGGGUCCGUACAACACUUACAAUUUCAGUGGAAAACAUUGAGUAUGACACACAGGCGUGUAAAUUACGGUUAAAAGGUCGUAACAUUGAAGAAAACCCAUAUGUUAAGAUGGGGGCUUACCAUACAUUAGAUUUAGAGUUGAAUAGGAAAUUUACGUUAAGAAAACACGAAUGGGAUUCAGUGGCAAUUGAUCGUGUGGAAAGCGCUUGCGAUGCCGCGCAAAAUGCUGAUGUUGCUGCUGUUAUUAUGCAGGAAGGACUUGCGUAUAUUUGUCUAAUAACGGCGAGUAUGACGCUGGUUAGAAUUAAAAUUGAUGUAUCAAUACCUAGGAAAAGGAAAGGAUUCGUACAACAACAUGAAAAGGGUUUAAACAAAUUUUAUGAUAAUGUAAUGCAAGGUAUACUCCGCCAUGUAAAUUUUGAUAUUGUGAAAUGUGUCUUGAUAGCUUCCCCGGGCUUUGUCCGAGACCAAUUUUACGAGUACAUGUUCCAAACGGCUGUUAAAACCGAUAAUAAGGUAUUGCUAGAUAAUAAAAGCAAAUUUAUGCUCGUUCAUUCAUCUUCCGGAUUUAAACAUUCUCUAAGAGAAGUCCUCCAGGAUCCUGCUGUUGUAAGUAAAAUGGCUGAUACAAAAGCGGCGGGUGAAGUGAAAUUGCUGGAAAAUUUUUAUACCAUGCUUCAAUUGGAACCUGCUAAAGCUUUUUAUGGAAAGAGACAUGUUGAAAAAGCGAAUGAAUCCCAAGCUGUUGAGACUUUGUUGAUCUCUGAUAACUUAUUUAGGUGUAAAAAUCUUGCACUUAGAAAAGAGUACGUACAAUUAGUGGAAUCCGUGAAGGAAUCUGGCGGAGAAGUAAAGAUCUUUUCAAGUAUGCAUAUUUCAGGUGAACAAUUGGAACAAUUGACUGGAAUAGCAGCUAUACUAAGAUUUCCAAUGCCAGAAUUGGAUGAAGAAGAUGAAAAUAGCGAAACAGAAGAUUAAAUGAAACAAAUUUAGUGACAAUUCAAAUCUGUACUUUUUUUUUUAAUGAAAACACCAUUUUUGACAUUCAUUGCGAUUUUUUACGUUGUGUAAGUUGAAAAAAUGUUUAUGUAACAUUUUCAUUCUUAAACAUAAUUGUUAAUUUUAACAAAUCUAAAUUUUCUCAAACACCACAAUCAUUGUUGUCCAUAUUUUAUUGGUAAUCUUUGUAUAGUUAAUUGUUAUAUGCAUUAUUAUAUUUUUUUGUAUUUAUUUCGUACCGGCAUUAUUAUAAUUGAAGUGGGAUUCAAAUAAAUAACAUGGAAAACUAAAAUAAUAAAUUGAUUGAAUUCAA